Molecule: messenger RNA, 684 nt
Organism: Striga asiatica
Lineage: Eukaryota; Viridiplantae; Streptophyta; Magnoliopsida; Lamiales; Orobanchaceae
Source: the annotation of a GenBank genome assembly
AUGACACCACAUUUCAAUUCAUACUCAAUAAACAAAAAAUUAAUCAAUUUAGGUUCAGUCGUUGUUACCUCGGGGCUCGGAGUUACACUCGGUCCCGCUGACUUGCCGGUUGCCGCCCGCUGCUCAAUCCUCGAAGCCCGAAGGUCUAGCUUCCCCGUUCUUCGCAAUCGUCGGAUGGAAAAUGCACCGUUCACCGCCGCAGUCUCGCAGAGGCUUGAGAGAAAUCUAAGGAGAGCUCGUCGUACGGUUAAAUUUUUUCGUGGCGGCUGGCCGGCCAGAUUGCCGCUACCGUUGACCGCGGCCGGCCCCUGUCUAGCCAGCUUGACUUUUUCGGCCGUGCUCAAUACGGCGGCCAAUGGCUGGCGGCAAGCUAUUCCUGGCCAAAAAGUGAGGCCGGCCAGACCUAGACUGGCCGCAGUUGCCGGUCGUCUGUUGGCAGCGCAGCCGCCCAAAAAAUACAGUAAUUGUAUCUACACUGCCUCGACCUUCCCGAGCUUCGAUUCUGAGGCUCAGCAACAAACAGACGACAGCAAUCGCUUAGAAGAAGUGAGAGAAGCCAUCAGAGAGUAUCUGGAACAGCUUGGAGUUUCGAGGGAGGACGCGUCUCGCAUUAGCUUUGGCUGCCCCAACUAUUUGAAGAUGCUGAUCGACGGCGUCCAAGACCUUGACGUGCGUAGGAGAUAG